AUGAAAACAAUUGAAAGUAAUAUAAUCAUUAAUGCUAAACCUGAAAAAGUCCGAUCAUUCUUUUUAAAUUAUCAAAAUUACCCCAGCUGGAACCCAUUUCUUGUUAAGUUUGCAAAGUAUACAAAUAAAGAAGAUCCUGAAUUGAAAGUCGGAGAUGAACUACAAAUUGAUUUAAAAUUAAAAGGUUUUAAUCAUACCAGUACCAUGUACCCAAAAGUUUUGCAAAAUAAUGAAGAUGGAUUAGUUUGGCGUGGACAAUUGUUAAGUACAUGGGUAUUUGGGGGCACUCAUAGUUUCAAAUAUGAAUUGAUUGAUGGUGACAAGACGUUGUUUACUCAGAAAGAAGAGUUUACUGGUAUUUUAGUAUAUGUGUUUUAUUUAUUUGGAUUAUUCAAAAAGACUCAAGAAUCAUUCAUUAAUUUAAAUGAAGUUUUGAAAGAUCAAGUUGAGAAUAAUUGA
Messenger RNA from Candida albicans SC5314, 459 nucleotides. RefSeq lists its product as uncharacterized. The record is from RefSeq and is a predicted model, not a curated record. The coding region runs from base 1 to 459 and encodes 152 amino acids. The transcript has a single exon. NCBI's taxonomy places the organism in Eukaryota, Fungi, Ascomycota, Pichiomycetes, Serinales, Debaryomycetaceae.